AUGGAGGAGGUUCAGGGUCAUGGUGAUGGUGAACAAGUUGGUAGAGAAAUGAAGGAGGGUGAGGGUGAGGUUCAGCCUGAAGUUGGAACACAAAUGGAGGAGGUUCAGGGUCAUGGUGAUGGUGAACAAGUUGGUAGAGAAAUGGAGGAGGGUGAGGGUGAGGUUCAGGUUGAAGUUGGAACACAAAUGGAGGAGGUUCAGGGUCAUGGUGAUGGUGAACAAGUUGAUAGAAAAAUGGAGGAGGGUGAAGGUGAGGUUCAGCCUGAAGUUGAUGUAGAGGUUCACAGUGAAGUUGCUAAACAGGUUGAAAAUGGAGACGAUGGUGAAGUACAUGAUGUAGAGGAGGAAGAAGUACAUGAUGCAGAGGAGGUUGAAGUACAUGAUUUUGAGCUACAGAAUGGUGGACAUGGUGUUGGAGAUGAUGCUGACGAUGAGGAUGAGGAUGUAGAUGAUGGUGAAUAUGAAAAUGUAGAAGACUCUAUUAGUGAAGAAAGUCUAGUUGAUGUCAGGGUUGAAUGUGACAUUGAGACUUCUAAAGGACAACCUUGCAGUCUAGAAGGUGAAUGUUCAAGGAGAACUGAAAAUGAUUCCAUGCAUGAUGUUCAUGGCUUGUUUGACAUUGAGUGGGUGUCAGAUGAGUUGGAUAGUGGUCCAGAUAGUGAGAACGAUGAUGCUUCCAUUCCUAAAACUUUGUUCCCACAUUUACUAUGCCUAAAAGUUUGGGGGAAUAUAAAUGGGAAGUAG
Vigna angularis (adzuki bean) is the source of this 744-nucleotide messenger RNA. RefSeq lists its product as uncharacterized. The record is from RefSeq and is a predicted model, not a curated record. The coding region runs from base 1 to 744 and encodes 247 amino acids. The transcript has 2 exons. Lineage: Eukaryota; Viridiplantae; Streptophyta; Magnoliopsida; Fabales; Fabaceae.